This is a messenger RNA of Glycine soja, 1547 nucleotides long. RefSeq names its product zinc finger-containing ubiquitin peptidase 1-like. The transcript has 6 exons. Lineage: Eukaryota; Viridiplantae; Streptophyta; Magnoliopsida; Fabales; Fabaceae. The record is from RefSeq and is a predicted model, not a curated record. Bases 108 to 1280 code for a protein of 390 amino acids.
ACAAAUACAGGUGUUAUUGAAACUGUGAUUUAAUAACUUGUUGUGGAAGGAAAGUAAAGAGCAUUUGAAUUCUUCACCAUUAUCGUGGUAAUAGCAAAGAGAAGAAGAUGAAUUCUGAUUCAUUCGUUAGUUGCCCCUUCUGCGAUUCACAUGUACCCUUAUCUCAACGCACUGGGCACUUCAAGACGCACUUUUGGGAUCUCGGAAAUGAUUUUGACCUGCCCCCAGUAUCUCAAUCUCAAUCUCAAUCUCUUCCGAGAGAGCAAGCAGCCAAUGGCUCACGGUCUGGAGCAAACUAUUCGUGUGGUGGUGAGACUAAUAGUGAUAAUGGGGAAUGCAAAGUGAAUGAAAAAAUCUCUUGCUUGAUUGGUUCUCAGACAAGGAGCAAUUUUUACAAAGUUGAAGGGGGUUUGAUGGCAUUGUUGAGAUGCUGUUUAGAGUCUGAAGUUGGAAAUUCUUAUAGUAUUUUGUCAGGUUAUGUUGAUCAUUUCCAGUGCCUUGAAUCUGUGGAUGCUGGAUGGGGUUGUGGCUGGCGUAACAUUCAGAUGCUUUGUUCUCACUUACUAGUGCAAAGACCAGAAGCAAGGAAAGCUUUGUUUUGUGGUUCGGGAUUUGUUCCUGAUAUCCUUUCACUCCAGAGAUGGCUUGAGAUUGCUUGGGAAAAGGGUUUUGAUGCGCCUGGAUCAGCUCAAUUCAAUCAUGUUAUUUGGGGUUCAAAAGAAUGGAUAGGAACUACUGAGUGCGCUGCUCUUUUGCGUUCCUUUGCUCUUCAGGCAAGAGUAGUGGAUUUUGGUCCUAAGGAUUCCCAAUCCCUUACUGGUUCAAGUGUUGAUGACAUGAUGGAUAAAGCAAGUAUUCAUAAUAUGGUAAAAAGAAAAGCUGAAAAGAGUAAGGGUUAUCAAGUUCUCAUGGAUUUUGUGUGGAAUUACUUUUCUGAUAAAAGCUCAAUCCAAUUUGGCCAGCAGCAUGUUGUGAUCAGUGAGAAAACGCCUCUAUACUUUCAACAUGAUGGUCACUCAAGAACAAUAGUUGGAAUUCAAGUCAACCGUCAACAAAAAGGACAUCUUCAAUAUAAUCUCUUAGUUUUGGACCCUGCUCAUAGUACGGAUGCUCUUGAAAGAUCACUAAGGCUGAGAGUUGGAUGGGAGAAACUCAUAAAAAGAGGAAUGCAUACACUGAAGAAGCCACAAUACCAGUUGUGUUAUGUUGAUCCUGGAAUCGCUAGUGAGGAGGAGAUGGAAAAACUCAAGACAAUUGAUAGUGUCUUCCUUGAAUUUUAAACAAGCAUAUAAAGCACUUUGCUACAUCCAAGCACUAUCUUCUAGUUCUUGUCAUUGAACUAUUUUUCUUGGCAUUUAUUCUGACUAUAAUUUUAUUACACUGGAGAAGAAAUUCAAGAAAAACCUAGUUUUAUGACUUGAUACAACAGACACUUUUUACAGUUACAGAUUCCAGAUCUGUACAAAACUGUCGAGUAUAAACCUAUGAAGUUUCUUCAAAGCUCUGUAACCUGAAUAUCCUUGAAUAAAGUCCUGCUUCUGCUGCUA